AUGGAUGUGAUUACUAGUUAUUUCGAGUUCUACAAUGACUUGGAGAAACAAUGGAUCGUAUUCAGAGACAAGGGUACCAAGACGAUGAACCAAAUGGUCAACGAUCACUUGAAACAAUCGUUUAUCGACGCCUAUCAAUGGCCUGCUUCAAUCAAAGAUAAUCACAUUAUACAGAAUCAACUUAGAUCAAAGAUGUUUGAUUCAAUCUCUCUACAAUAUCAAAGACUUUAUAGUUGUUAUUCUGAAUUGUCAUCGAUAACAGAUAAAUUAAAUCAAAAGGUUGGUCAAUUGGAAUUGGUUGUUAAAGAGAGAUCAUCAGGAUCUAGUUCUCGGUCUAUAUCAACUACAUUGUUGGCAAAGUAUAGUGAACAGUUUAAAUUGGUGAUUGCAAUGUAUACCAAAUCACUAGACAACAAAAAGAGUAUCAUAGAGACACUCUUAUCAAUCUAUGAUCGAGAUCAACUCGUUACACUAGUAUCAUGUUGGCAGAAUGAUAUUCAUAUAGAUCGUAGUUUUAUUGAAACAACUCAAGAUAUGAUGUAUACUGAAAUAUCUUUAUCCUCUUCUUCUUCUUAA
This is a messenger RNA of Cavenderia fasciculata, 576 nucleotides long. RefSeq lists its product as uncharacterized. Lineage: Eukaryota; Evosea; Eumycetozoa; Acytosteliales; Cavenderiaceae. The transcript is spliced from 2 exons. The coding region runs from base 1 to 576 and encodes 191 amino acids. The record is from RefSeq and is a predicted model, not a curated record.